Messenger RNA from Anopheles gambiae (African malaria mosquito), 10819 nucleotides. It is a transcript of the gene Sin3A, whose product is annotated as paired amphipathic helix protein Sin3a. Gene Ontology annotation, molecular function: transcription corepressor activity. The transcript has 11 exons. The record is from RefSeq and is a predicted model, not a curated record. Gene Ontology annotation, cellular component: chromatin. Lineage: Eukaryota; Metazoa; Arthropoda; Insecta; Diptera; Culicidae. Gene Ontology annotation, biological process: negative regulation of transcription by RNA polymerase II. Bases 3286 to 9948 code for a protein of 2220 amino acids.
GUGUGUCGGUCGAAAUUGACAAACUCGGAUAUAUUUUUAAACGCCGGCGGGCGGGUUUACAGCCGUGCGCGAGUAGACAUCGCGAAUGAGGUUAGGGACAGGAAUAAAAAGAAGAAGAAAAAGAACGACAGUAAUCCUCGAGAAUCAAAUGCGAUUAGAAGCAGCAGUACAGUUUCCGUGGUUUAUCACGAUUGAAGUUGGCUGUUGAAAUUUGCACCAAUCCACCCGUCCCUUGAGGUUGGGCAACUCAAACAUCGUAGUCGUAAUGUCAGAGUAACGCCGUUACUGACAGUUCAGUACGGUAGCUUCGGGUUGAGUGUGUGCGUGACAGGCGCGUGUUGAACAGUCUGCAAUAGUGUGUGUGUGUUUGCUACCUUCAAACACAGAGCGAUUCCUCCGCUCCCGCUCUGCUGGCCUUCGUUGUCAUCUUUUCCGCAGUCGUCGCCUUCGACGUCGUCGUCGUCAUGAAAAGAAAAAAAGGGCAGAGUGGUUGGCAGUAGUAGUAGGAAAGGCAGCAGCAGCAGCAGCAGCAGCAGAGGCAGCUUUUCAUCCGGCUGUUCGUGCGAUUGAGACGCGUCGCGUAAGCGAAGAAGAAAAGUCCCAUUUUGUGCUCGCUCCGUGUCACGGGAUGUGUUUGAAAGUAGUUGACGAAAAAUGUUCCUUUGAGGAAUGUGAUUAGUGUUUAGAGGAAGAUGUGUGAUUUCACUCAUGAGCUGAAAGUUUAAGGCAAAACAUUAUCUACACAGGAAAAGAAGGAAAGGAGUGUGAUGUGCCUGGUGGCAUCUUGAAUUAUUGGUUCGUUCGCUAUGGUUGGUGCAGUGUGUUUUUCCUACAGGUGAGCUAUAAAUUUUUUCGAAGCCGCAGUUCUUGGGUUGAAAUAGCUUUUCUAAGCAUUUCUUCUUUGCCACUUUUGACAACCAGCCAGUGCUUGUGUGUAUGUGGGUGUGUGUGUGUGUGCAGUACUUGUGCAUCAUUUGGUGGUGUGUUGAGCUGUGCUUGUGAUUCCCUUCGGUCAUGAUAAACGUAAUAAUAUUGCUACCAUUUAACACGUCCUCUCUGGUGGCCACAAUCAUAAUAUGUUGCGGUUAUGCUAUUGCGAUGGGGUGUGCUGCAUCACGAAAAAUGUGUGAUAAAAAGAGGUUAUCCUGGGGGGUGGGGUGUAUGGCGGCGGGCUCCAUACAAACGAGAGUGUGGUUUGUGCGUGAAAACGAUAUUACAGCACACACAAGGACACACAACAGUGAUGAUGUUGCCGUUGUUGCCACCUCCGCUGCCACACCAUGGAUGAAUUUUAAUAGGGAGUUUAUUUAGCCUUUUACACACACUCCAUAUAUUUAAUUUUUGCGACUCGAAUCGACUUCUCCCCUCUCUCCCCCAUACUUCACUGACCGCGCUUGUUCACGGCAACCAGCGACGCGCGCCGCCCCGUGCUACUCGCCCCCUUGUUUUCCGUGCACGGUUUCGGUUUGGUUCCGGUACGGUAAUAUUAUUUUCCUAUUGGAUUCUUUGGAUUGUCGCGCAGAGCAGCAGCGAACUGCGUUUUCUCAUUCUCGUGACGCGUACUGUACCUCCUGGCACAUUAGCACAAGCGCGCAAGUUUGAAUAUGUGCGUUGCGUGUGCUUCGUGUGUAGUGGUGAGAGCGGGAAAUAUCGCGCGCGGGAGCGUGGACUGAUUUUUUCACACCACCACACAGAAACCCGUGUGCACUGAACGAGAGCAAAGAUAGGUUUUUAUGUCUCUCUCUUUCCCUCUCUCUCUCUCUCUCUCUCUCUCUCUCUCUCUCUCCUUCUCUUUCUCUCUCUUUCUCUCUUUCUCUCUCAAUCGUUAGUCGUUUAUUUCGUAUUGCGAUUCUCUUUAUCGUUUUGUGGCGUUGGGUCGGGUUAAGGAAGGUAAAAUAAAAUAGCGCAGACAGACCGGUGGUAUGGUGUUGCGUAUAUGCCAGUGUGUGCGUGUGCGUUAGUUUGAAGCGGAAAAGUAUGUGUGUGUUUGCGUGUGCUAUCGCUUUGCAAUUGGAAUGUACAGAGUAAAAAAAAUCUUUCUACUUCUCAAAUAGUAUGAAAAUUAUCAUUCACGCAAAAUUGCAUUUUUUUCUACCCUGAAUAAUCGCUAGUGAACGAGUGCAUUGUUAUUUCAGCUUGAAGAAAUGCAAUGUUUUUAAUGAUUUCUUAACUCGAAUUGAUUUAAAAACCGGAAUGUAACUAAUUUCUCGACAAAGUUUAUCAAAUUUCUUGACAAAUUUUCAAGGCAAAUGUUAGUUUUGGUUUGAAUCGUUGCGACUCCAGCCGAGCUGGUUCAUGUUUUGUCGUGUUUCUGCAUGCGUGUGGCCCAAGCCCCCACUGCGCCACCCUCAAAGAGAAGCAAAAAGCGGUUUCAACAAGCUCUAGCAGCAGCAGCAGGGGCGGCAGCCAGCCAGCAGAAGCUAGGAGAGACGAAAAACGGCCGCCUUUGCCUUAGUCCACUAACACAAUGAAGUGCGUUCAACACACCAACACACGCACACUUCCCAUCCCAGCAGGGUUCGUUUCUCGCAGUGAAAACGCAAUCACCCUUUGUAAAGUGUGUGUGAAUCUCACGCACACAGCGUGAAGGAAGUAUUUCUUUCCCGCUCUGUGUCUGUCAUUCGCGCUCUUUCUCCCUUUAUGACUCUCUCUGUCUAUCGCUCGCUCGGUCCCUUGUUUUGUCUCGUUCGGCGCGCCUUGGCCCAUGUUUACCGCCUUGGCCUGGUUGGAGGCCAGAGGACGUUGCUGACGGUGUUGGCCUCCUUCUCGGCGUUGUGCUAUUUGGUCCAAUUGGAGCGUUCAUUGGCGUUGGGUGACCCUUUAUCGGCGUGCAAACCAUUUUCUAUGGUAAAUUUAUCUUGUGCAAAUGAGCAUAAAGCGGCCAAAGUGUCGGAGAGGACUGCAGAAUUCUUUGAACAAUAUACGGAUUGACAAAGGUGUAAUAGAAACAAGAACAUUGAAGCGGUGGCGUAGAGCAUUUGAGUGAGUGUGGCAAACAAAUCGGUUGUGUGUGUGUGUGUUUGUGUGCGGAAAGGCGGUGAUGCAUGUUUGUGAAGGAAGAAAUGAAAAACAAAAACGAACGCUCAUCUAUCUGCAGUAGUAGUACAUUGCGCGAGUGAACACAGCCUACUCUGCGGGGGGCUGCAUAAAAGGCAUUUAGUGUAGUGCUUCUGGGGUUUUAGCGUAAGUUGUAGCGCACAGUGUAAAGCUAGUAAAGGAAGAAGCCCCAUACUCGCAGUAGAGAAGCAGAGAAGAAGAGUUAAACGAACAGAAAAUGAACCCACGAUGAAGCGCGGGAGAACGGAAGAGAUACAAUUCGGGCAACCGCGGGUUCAGCCUCCGACGGGACAGCAGCGCAUUAUCACGACAACGCAACCGCACAAUGUGGCCAGCAGCACUGGCACGACCAUACAGUACCAGAUUCCGCCGAAUGUCAUAAAGACGGCCACGCCGCCCGAUUCAGUCAAUUCCGUGACUAAUCUGAGCACCCAGCAGCAGCAGCAACAGCAAGGGACCCAGCUGGUCGCACCACAGCAGGCCACCAGUGUCCAGUACACAACCACUUAUAACACCACACUUGGAAGCAAUUUGGUAAAAACCCAGCAAACAACGAAUCCACAGCAGCAGCAAAUCCACGUGGUGAACGCGUCGAAUCAAGUGCGCGGCCCAACCCACAAAAGCACCGUGGUUAAUGCCACGGCCGUCGCGACGAACGCGGGCACGGCAAACAGUAACAGUUCCGUAGUAAGCAGCGGCGGUGUAACCGCAGGAGGAGGACAGCAAGUUAUAACGACCAGCAUGUCGCCAGGCGUCCUGCCAGGAGGAGGCGGUGGUGCGGCACAGGGCCCGCCACCUCCUCCGCCCCAGGGGCAGGCCCAGCUGCAGCGGUUGAAGGUGGAGGACGCGCUCAGCUAUCUCGACCAGGUGAAGUUCCGCUUUGGCAAUCAGCCCCAGGUGUACAAUGAUUUCCUCGACAUCAUGAAAGAGUUCAAAUCGCAAAGUAUCGACACGCCCGGCGUCAUCCAGCGAGUGUCCAACCUGUUCCGGGGUCAUCCGGAGCUGAUCGUUGGAUUCAACACGUUCCUGCCGCCGGGAUACAAGAUCGAGGUGCAGGCGAACGACCAAGGCUGCUACCUGUUCCAGGUGUCCGUGUCGGUGCCGCCGACGGCAUCGUCCGGUGCGUCCGUAGCGCCGCAACCCUCACCGCACAAGUACAACACGAUCUUUCAGGGCGGCGGUCAGAUAGCGACCGGUGGGCCCGGAAGUGGGGCGGGCGGAACGACCGUUGUAACAGCGAGCUCGGUCGGGAACGCUUCCGGCACGACCGGAGCCGUAAAUCUCAUGGCCUACGGCGGUGGGCAUGCGGCCACCGCAGCGCCAGGCGCUAGCGUUCCCAUUCACGGUGGCACUCCGUUGCAACAGCCGACGGGUGGCACGGCGGGAGGUAACGCUAGCCCGGCGACGGCACAGAACGCGCAAACAUUAACGGCCACCACGACUACGACCGGGGGAGCAUCCGGGCCGCAGGUGGCGCAGAAUUUCUCCUCGCGCAGUGACCAUCACCGCGAACGGACGAUAUCCACCGGUUCGGUCGCCAGCAAUGCCAGCCUGCCGACGGGCGUUACCGCCUCUACGGCGUCGUCCACUACAGUGGUGUCGGCGGUAGACGCUACGACCGGCGGAGGAUCAGCCGGCGCAACGGUUGUGACGGGCCAGGCAACGCCGUCCAACAUACAUCGGAUAUUAACGCAGCAGAUUAUCUCGCAACAGCAACAGCAGCAGGGAACGGGAGCUGCCGGGGCAGGGAUGGUGCCGGCGGGCAUGGUGACCGCACCGACACAGGUGCAGCACCACCAGCAGACGACGAUGCAGCAGGUGCAGCCGCCGCCGGAGGCGCAGACGGCGACCGUCACGACGACGGUGGUGCCGACGCCCACGGCCACCGCUAACCAGCCGGUCGAGUUCAAUCAUGCCAUUACGUACGUGAACAAAAUCAAAAACCGAUUCCACACGCAGCCAGAAAAGUACAAACGCUUCCUCGAGAUUCUGCACACCUACCAGAAGGAGCAGAAAACGUACAAGGAGGGAGCCCAGAGCGGUUGCAUGACGAGCGCGAAGCAGCUGACCGAGGCGGAGGUGUACACCCAGGUGGCGCAGCUGUUCGACAAUCAGGAGGAUCUGCUGCGAGAGUUUGGGCAAUUCCUGCCCGACGCGACCAGCCACCACAACCAGGCGGCCAUGCAGCAGCACCACCUGGCCUCGGGCAAGAACAAUUCGCAUAAUUUGGUGGUGAACGCCUCGAUGCACGACCACCAGCAUCAACAGCAGCAGCAACAGCAGCAACAACAGCAACAGCAGCAGCAACAACAGCAGCAGCCGCAGCAGCAGCAGUUGGGAGUGCCAGCCGGCACGGCGGGUAUCGUUGGUCUAGGGAGCGGUGCUUCCGGGCCAGCGGUGCACGGUGGUGGCGGCGGUGGCAAAAAGCUGGGCAAUUCCAACUUGGCAGGCGUGGGUAGUGGUGCAGGAAUGGCCAACUUGAAGGUGUACAACAGUAUGCAGCCGGCUAACAUGGGUCGUCUGCAGCAAGAGCGCGACUUUUCGACAAUGGGCACCGAUGGCAUCAGCAUCCAUGGGUCGGGAGUCGGUGGAGGUAUGCCGCCGGGCAGCACCAUCUCCGUGAGCAGUGGUGCCAUUCGGACUGCCGGCGGCAACAUUGUCGGUACCGCCGCGGUCAUGCUGGAAAAGGAUCGCAAUCACAUGGGCGGCGUUGGCAGUGGACCCGGCAGUGGUGGGGUGGGCGGUGUCGGCGGAGGUGGAAUGAAUGCGAAGUACAUUCAUGGUGCAUCGAUCGCCACGAUGAAUGCCACUGGUGCCAUGGUAGGCGGAAGCGUACUGCCACCCGGAGCCGGCCCCAACGUAGUGCCGAGCGUGAUGGCAAACCUAGUGUCGGCGAAUGUUGGAGGAGGUGGUAGCGGCGGUGGUAUAAACGCGAUCAAACGAUCGCCUUCGUACGCAGCGGGCCAGAUCGGGCUGGUGGGUCCGGGCGGCCCGGCUGGCCACGGUAACAACAUGAGCUCGUCGCGCGAUCGUGGCGACGGCAGCGGCCCGCCGCCGAUCAAGCGGCACAAGCCCAUCUGCAGGGACGUGUCGCUGGCAGAAGCGUCCAAGUACGGCACGCUGAACGAUUACGCGUUCUUCGACAAGGUCCGCAAAGCGCUGCGCAGUCCGGACGUGUACGAAGACUUCCUGCGCUGCCUGACGCUCUACAACCAGGAGAUCGUGUCGAAGAUGGAGCUACAGACGCUGGUUUCGCCGUUCCUGAACCGGUUUCCCGAUCUGCUAAAGUGGUUCCAGGACUUCCUCGGCCCGUCCACCGGGGUCGGUGGUGGGGCGGCGAACGAUUGCAUACCGCUCACGGCAGCGGCUGCGGCCGCCGCCCGCCAGGAUCGCGAUCGCACGCAGAGCGAGCUGGCCGCGGAUGUCGAUUUGUCGACGUGCAAGCGGCUCGGUGCGAGCUACUGCGCGCUGCCCAAAUCUCACGAAGGUGUGAAGUGCUCCGGCCGAACGAACCUCUGCCGGGACGUGCUAAACGACACGUGGGUGUCCUUCCCGACCUGGGCCGAAGACUCCACGUUCGUGACGUCGCGCAAGACGCAGUACGAGGAGUUCAUUUACCGGUGUGAGGAUGAGCGCUUCGAGCUGGAUGUGGUCAUCGAGACGAACAGUGCCACGAUUCGCGUGCUGGAAGGCGUGCAGAAGAAGCUGACGCGCAUGUCGCAGGAUGAAGUGAGCCGGUUCCGAUUGGACGACUGUCUGGGCGGAACGUCAACCACGAUACACCAGCGCGCUCUGAGGCGCAUCUAUGGCGAUAAGGCGGCGGAUAUCAUACAGGGGCUGAAGAAGAACCCAUCGGUGGCCGUACCGGUCGUGUUGCGACGCAUGAAAGCCAAGGAGGAAGAAUGGCGAGAAGCACAGAAGAGUUUCAACAAACAAUGGCGAGAGCAAAACGAAAAGUACUACCUGAAAUCCUUGGACCACCAGGGUAUCAACUUCAAGCAGACCGACAUUAAAGCCCUCCGAUCGAAAAGUUUGUUCAAUGAAAUUGAGACACUUUUUGAUGAGGUGAGUUACAUGAAGCGCCAUGAGCAGAACGACGAUGCAGCGGCCGUCCCGCAGGCCAGUGGGCCUCAUAUGACCAUACCAUACAAAGACAAGACAAUACUGGAAGAUGCUGCAAACCUGCUGAUACACCACGUGAAACGGCAGACGGGCAUCCAAAAGCAGGAGAAAGCCCGGAUAAAGCACAUCCUGCGGCAGUUUGUGCCGGAUCUAUUUUUCGCUCCUCGUCAGCAGCUCAGUGAAGACGAGCGAGAAGAGGGUAAGAAUGAUAAAGAUACGGAGAUGGAACAAGACGAGGAGGUUAGCAGCGCUGGCAAAUCGUCUAGCAGUGGUAAAAAAUCGUCCAGCAAUGUCCCGAGCUUUUCUGGUAGCAAUUCAACUAGCAAUUGCAAUCCAUCCAGUAAUGCUUCGGGCGCGGCUACCUCCACCGAUACGUCAGCGACCAGCACGAGUGUAUCGGAAGGAACCGGCAAGGAUGGGGAAGGUGGCAACGGUGGUGCAUCGAAAACAGUCUCAAUGUCUUCAACCUCCGCUGAUCUGCAAUCGGCUACUUCCUCAUCCACGACGGUGACUUCAUCUGGCGCCGAAGCCUCCCGAACGAAGGAAGACGGCAAUGGAAGCAGCAACACCGCAAGCGGAAACGACGACAGCUCCACGGAUAAGUCGACGACAAUAAAGAUAGAAAUUAAAGAAGAAAGCGAUGCAUCUAUGAUGCAGGAUCCGGCUUCCGCGAGCUCUGGAACCACCGGGCAGCAGCCGAUGAGCCCUCCGUUACCACCGCACGCCGUCAGCAAACAUAUCGAGGAAGCAUAUACGCUAUUCUUCACGAACAACAGCUGGUACCUGUUCCUGCGGUUGCACGCGAUACUGUGCGAACGUUUGCGUUCGAUCUACGAGCGCGCUCAGAUAAUCGCGGCAGAGGAGCGUGCAUACGAGAGCACCCGGAACAACAGUACCGCCACCGCGUUACGGUUAAAGCCGAAGAGUGAAAUCCGUAUCGAGGAGUACUACAACAUUUUCCUGGACAUGUUGAAAAACCUGCUCGAUGGCAAUAUGGAAUCGAGCAGCUACGAAGACACACUACGGGAAAUGUUUGGCAUUCACGCCUAUAUUGCAUUUACACUCGAUCGGGUUGUACAAAACGCGGUACGACAGUUACAACACUGCGUCACGGAACGGGGAGCACUGGAGUGUGUAGAAUUGUUCCAGGCCGAGCAAAGACGGGGUGGUGCCGGUGGCCUGUGCCGGACAGCUAACCGGCGGAUCGCGGCCGAGCUGGCAUAUCAGCGGAAGGCAGAAGCUGCACUGCAGGAUGAAAAUUGUUUCAAAAUCUACAUCUACAAAAUCGAUUGCCGGGUUACAAUCGAGCUGCUGGACACCGAGUCGGACGACACGGCAAACAACUUCGCCAGCACGCAAGCCUACGGCUCCUACGUCAAUCGUCUCUCAAACCCAGCCGCCACUGGUACCGGAAGUGAUAGUGGUGGAGGCGGUGGUGGUGGUGGUGGUGGCAGUGGUGGAGGUGGUGGUGGCGUAGGUAGUGGUGGUGGAAGUGUUGCUGCUGCAAACGCCGCAGCUAGUGGAAGUAGUGUCACCGGUGGUGCAAGUGGUGCUGGUGGUGUUGGUAAUAGUGGUGGUGGAAGUGGUGUGGCGGAAACUGGUGCAUCGGUGAACUCGAGUAGCGGCAGUAGUAGUGGUGGAAACAAUAAUCACAACAGCACACCCGCCGGAACAACAAACAGUAGCAGCAGCAGCAGCAGCAACAACAGUGCCGCUGGUGGAAGCACUGGAAAUGCUGAGGUUAAAACGGAAACUCCCGACGUCGAGCUGAAACCGCAGCAAUUAGUGGGCUCUACGCGUAUGCCCGUAUUCCUAUCCCGCAAUGCAAGGCACAGCCGAAAGCACACAGUGGGGAAAAUUUCGGUCAACAUCGAGGGAAAUCCGGCAACGCUGAAGGAGCUGCAGGCGGGCGAUGCUGGAGAAGAAAUUUCCCCCAACAGCAGCAAAGCCGCGAAAGCUUCUGAUGCAAAUUCCUCCUCCUCCUCCUUCUCCUCUUCCUCGACGAGUAAUGGGUCGAAGCAGCAGCAGUCACAUUCGAAUGUUGGCGGCGCGGAGGGUGAAAAACAACGUGCCCUAAACGAAUCAACCAGUGAAGCUACCGGUGCUACCGGAGGAAAAGUAAAGUUCUCCCAGCAAGAAGAAAGUGGUGCGACCACUGGGAAAGGAGAAACGAAUCCUUCAUCUUCUCCUGCUGCUGCUGCUGCUGCUGCUUCGGCAACGAGGGAUAGCUGUGGAAAUGGCGGAAAAGCUGCUAGCAGUGGCAACAAUAACAAUCUAAACAACAUCAAUAACAAUAACAGCAUUUGCAGCACCAACAAACAGCUAGACAAUCCGCUCUGGUUCGGCGGUAGUGGCGUGAAGAAGGCUCCACCACCCGAAAGGCUGCCGUGUAUGAAUGGUGCGGAUCGCAAUCUGCUCUACAUCGAUGAUAGCGAGCAGAUGAAAGUGAACCGUACCUUCAAGACGAACCAGGUGCAGAAGAAGAACUUCACGAUGUAUCGGCCUGGAGCACUGACACGCGCAAGAAAGAGCCACUGUCGCGUUACUACACGGAUGAACCAAAGGUUUAAGAAGGUGGUGGAUACGUGGCUGGAUCAGCAUGUAACCGCUUCCCAGCGGGCAAUGUGUGUUGAUUGGUUGCUCGGUAAGCGGCAGGACCUCAUGAAGAACACAACCUCCGUUAUCGUUCAAGACAAUGGAUUGAGCCGUACUCCGUACGCGCCUUACAAUAGGUAUAAGGUAGAUCAAAUAGAGAUGAUGAUGGAGUAGGUAAAUAGCGAAAACCGAGACGAAUGCACCGUGCUGUGGGCAGACGCUAUGCCUUAUGGAAUGAAAUAUUCGUUCUGUAUAAAGGUGUAAGGUGUCUGCCAAGCGAAGAAGCACAUUUUUAGCUGUGUUUUGCUAAAAUACCAGAAUGUACUAUAAUUACUUUUACUUUCAAGCAUGAGCCAGACAAACUCGUGCGUCUAAUAAGUAUGACAUGUGCCUAUUCAUUCGAGACUAAGAUUAAGGAAAGAAUAUCAUUGUUAAGAAGAGAAUCACUACACAAUGAUAAUGUUUUAUUUAACUUCGAUUUUCUUACAAUGUUACAUAAUUGUUGUACUUUGCUGUAUAAUAUCCGUUAAAUGAUGCAUGGUAGUACGCGUAGAGGUGUACUGUUGGGCAUACCUUUAAAAGGGCAAUUUAAGGCAAAACGUUUUCAAAAUAGAGCACAUAAGCUCCCAUCAGCUCACAAGAGAGCGCCGAUUGAUCAGUAGGAUAAGGUGAUGAGUUGAGGGAAGAGAACUUUUAUUUUUUAUAUUUUUACUGCGUACAAAAAUAAGUUAGCUAAGAAGCGGUGCAUGCGAGACACGAAGCUAGAAGAGAGUGUGUGUAAAUAAGAACGUUUUACUUUGUGUGAGAAAGUCAAAUUGAUGAUACAAUAGUGCGCGAGAUGGGGAGAGGAUAGCGUGAGUCUCGGAAGGUGUGUUGCCGAGGAUUCAUCAAAAGAGCAAUCUUUCCGUCCAUUACAUCAACCAUUUACAUGCAAUCAACCGACCAAAUGUGGAUUCAACAGCGCAGCACUUUUCUGCAAAAUGUGAGUGGUUGAAGAGGAGACAAAAAGGUGGUCAAAAAGAAGCCACCAGUCUAGCUAGAAAAA